AUGCGUCGACUACCUGGCUUUUGGACAGUACUAUUAUAUGGUUUGGAAUUGGUACUGGGACGAAGAGCAUUCGAAUGUGCUGAUCAUUCAUGUGAAGUACAACCAGCAACACCAGAACGGCCUAAUAUCGUAAUCCUUAUGGUCGAUGAUUUAGGUUAUGGUGAUUUACAAAGUUACGGGCAUCCGAAUCAAGAGGUUGGCGAAAUUGAUGAUAUGAUCCGUGAAGGUGUGCGGUUUACGCAGGCUUAUUCCGCUGAUAGUAUGUGCUCACCAAGUCGAGCCGGUUUCAUGACUGGGCGUCUACCCAUUCGCCUAGGAGUAACAGGUGGGGCGCGAGUAUUUCUACCGCAAGAUAUCGGUGGUUUACCUAAGGAAGAAGAAACGAUGGCGGAAAUGUUGAAACGAUAUGGUUAUGUAACCGGUAUGAUUGGUAAAUGGCAUUUGGGCAUUAAUAAAUAUAACUCUACUGAUGGUACCUUUUUGCCAUCACAACGUGGCUUCGAUUUUGUUGGUUUAAAUUUACCGUGGACUAAUGUAUGGCAGUGCGAUACAUCCAAGGAAUUUGUCAGCAAUCCAAAUGGAACAUUAUGUUUCUUGUAUGAUGGAGAUUCUAUCGUUCAACAACCAAUUCGUUUUGAGCACUUAACCGAAGCUUUAGUUAACGAUUGGAAACGUUUUCUACGGCAAAGAAUGGAAAAUGAUAUUGAUAAAAAGCCAUUUUUCUUCUAUUUCUCAUUUCCUCAUGUGCACAGCACACAGUUUGCUAACAAACGUUUCCGAUACAGUUCCGUACGAGGCCUAUUUGGUGAUAACAUUAAUGAAAUGGCCUGGGCUGUUGGACAAGUUUUGAAUAGUUUACGACGAGAAAAGAUUGAAAAGCAAACAUUGGUGAUAUUGAUGUCAGAUCAUGGACCUCAUCAAGAGCUUUGUCUUAAUGGCGGAAGUACAGCUGGUUUAAAAGGAGGCAAAUCUAAUAGUUUUGAGGGUGGAUUCAGAAUACCAUUUAUUUCUUGGAUGCCAGGAACGAUUCGCCCCGGUAUCACAUCACAUGAAGUUAUUUGGUCGCUUGAUUUAUUUCCAACAUUUGAACAACUUGCAUCAAAAGGGAGAAAACGGAAAAGAAGGAGUGUUUUUUAUGAUGGUAUCGAAAUUUGGCAUCAGCUUAAGGGUUUAUCAUCGGAUCCUAGAGGGAAUCGCGUAUCCGAUGCACCUUUGGCUCUCGAAAGACCCAUUUUCUACUACUGCAAUACUCAUCUAAUGGCAAUCCGUUAUGGGAAUCACAAAGUGCAUUUUAAAACAUCACCAAUUUUCAAAAAUAGCACUGACGAUCCACAAAUGAAUAAGUUAUGUCCUGGUGGAAAGCCUAUCGAUGACUGGUAUGUGUCACAGCGAUGUCCGGAAGAUCAGCUUUAUGUUCAUAAUCCACCACUUGUCUACGACCUGCUUGUUGACCCAUAUGAAAUGUAUCCAAUGCCACAAAAUAAUCGAAAAGCACAGGAAAUUUUAGAUGACGUAAUGCGAAUACGAGACAGACAUUUGGAAACCAUUUUACCAGUACCACAGCAAUUAGGUAAUUUUUCCAUGGCAGUAUUGCCAUGCUGUAAUCCGCCCCACUGUCACUGUGAUUUUUUGCCCGAUGAACGGAUGCGACGGGAUCAUGAACAACAACAGCAACAACAACAACAACAGCAACAACAACGACAACAGCAGCAGCAGCAGCAGCAGCAACAACAACAACAACAACAACAACAACAACAACAACAACAACAACAACAACAACAACAACAACAACAACAACAACGAAUAAUAGCAGCAACAACAACAGCAGGAGGAACAACAACAACAACAACAAUCGUUGGUAAAUAAGCAAGCUUCAACAAGCAAUGACGAUAUUUUUCUCGGGUGAUCAAUCAGUGAUGAUUUGAAUAAGGUGCUAAUCAUACUAAGCUGUGAUAUCAUUCUAAAACGUUAUCU
Messenger RNA from Loa loa (African eye worm), 1974 nucleotides. RefSeq lists its product as hypothetical. Gene Ontology annotation, molecular function: arylsulfatase activity. The transcript is spliced from 13 exons. NCBI's taxonomy places the organism in Eukaryota, Metazoa, Nematoda, Chromadorea, Rhabditida, Onchocercidae. Bases 1 to 1866 code for a protein of 621 amino acids. The record is from RefSeq and is a predicted model, not a curated record.